AUGGCAUAUUCCACGUCUUCAAGUAGUACGCUAAGCUCAAGAAGUAGCUCAUCUAGCAGCUCCACAGGAUUUAAGGUCUACGGUAGUGUAUUCAAAGUGAGCUCUCGCUACCAGUUCCUCAAUCCUCUCGGCAAAGGCUCGUAUGGCGUCGUCUGCGCUGCAAAAGACCGAGAAACUGGACAAUGUGUAGCCAUUAAGAAGGUGACACCGAUGGCGAAGCGUACAACAGACGCGAAGCACACACUCCGUGAAGUUUUACUAUUACAGCAUCUUGGCAAGCACCCAAACGUUAUAUCAAUUCACAAUCUCUCGGCCAAUAUCAAGGACGACGAGCUGUAUAUCGUCAUGGAUCUCAUGGACACGGACAUGCAUCGGGUGAUACAAAGUUCUCAGCCACUUUCCGAUGCCCACGCCAAAUAUUUCCUUCACCAACUUCUUCGCGGCGUCAAGUACUUGCACGACAAUGGAGUGCUACAUCGCGAUUUGAAACCAGGAAAUCUGCUAUUGAGCAAGACAUGUCAGUUGAAAAUUGCCGAUUUCGGUCUCGCACGUAAAAUUCCUCGUGGGUUUGGUGCCACAACGACAAAUUUGGAGCGUCCACGGUCUGCUCCUGCGGCUAGCUCUAAGGCCAAAGUACCGGAUCGAGCACCUAUGACAGAACACGUGGUAACACGCUGGUAUCGAGCGCCGGAGUUGAUGCUGCAACCCGAUGGAUUGUACGAUCAAAGCGUUGAUAUGUGGUCUGUCGGGUGUAUUUUCGCAGAGAUUCUUGGUCGCAAAGCGCUGUUUCCCGGUAAGAAUUUCUUGCAUCAACUCACUCUCAUCUUCGAUGUGAUCGGAGCUCCAUCGCCCGAAGCUACGAUGAGAAUCCAGAGCUCACAAGCGCAAAGAUUCUUGAAAUCUCUAGGCAAGAAAUCCAAAGUUCCAUUCCGAACACUCUUCCCUAAGGCAACUGACGCAGCAGUGGAUUUACUCGAUCGGAUGCUGGAAUUUGAUCCGACUAAACGAAUAUCGGCUCAAGAAGCACUUGCUCAUCCGUACAUGCAAGAUAUUGAGCGGAAGUAUCGGAAUCGAGGUGGAGUGGACCCUCCGCCUUGUAUGCGGGCCGAUUUCUCGUUCGACUUGAAAAAUUUAAGCAAAAUGGAUCUACGAGCUCUUAUUGUCAAGGAAGUGGACAACCACCGAAAAUCGACUUUAACAAGGACGAACUCUACGGGUUCUAUCGCUACUGACAUUGGAGAAAAUAGAGAACGCGAUACGGUGGAGAAACCCCGCUCUGUUUUGACUUCUAGUGUGAUUCCUACCCCCACUGCAUCGACAAGUUCAAGUGGAUCUAGUGCUCGAAUCAGUAAAAUACACGCAACUUUACGACAAGCGCAGGAGCAAAGUCAACAACAAGAGCGGAAAGAACAGCAACAAGCGAACAUUGUCACAUUUGGGUCGAAUCGUCAGCGUAUCCGAACAACCAGUAAACCUCCAGUUCCGAAGCAAGAAGCGGAUACCAGUGGCUCAAAUCAACAGGAACACGUGCGUGUAGUCGCAGCUCAAGCCACGCUAUUGUCCGAUAGUUUAUCCUCACGAGUCUCUCCCCCCGAAGAAAUUAAACCUGCAGCAAGUGUCGAGGAUGUGCCGAUCCGAAAGCCUACAGAAGAGUCCAAAUCAUACGCUCGAACCAGUUUAUCAGCUCGCUUGGCCCAUACCAGCAAGCCAAGUCCGCUUGCCACUCUGUUAUACAAUGGAGGAUCAGUUCCAGCCUCGUCUGGAUCGGAUGCCCUAGCGACUUGUAUGGCCUUGACGAAGCGUUCAAAAGCGUUAAUUGCUUCGCUAUCUUCCGGCACGUCUACAUCUGUGCAUCAUUCCCAAGCUUGGCAAACAAAGAGCAGGAAUCCCGAGCAUUCGCUCUCUUCGUCGUCUAGUCCAGCGACUUCCUCUCCACCUCGACACGACAGUUCAGUAUGUACGGCAAUAUCGCGUUCGAACCGUCCGGGUUCAGCGUUCCUUACAAAAGUUACGAAGAAGCAGCCUGAGGACACUGUGGUUGCUAGUAUUGCGGUAAGAAGGCCACGACGAGUGUCUUCUGCUGGCCCCACGAGGUCAAAGCCCCGGGGUCCGUCUGGAAAUGGAUCUCGAACGGCCAGGAAUGCAAGUUCUACUAACGCCUACGUAGGUUCGAUCAACUCGCUCAUUCGAGCUCAGAGGUCAAAUAACGGUCAGUCACUUGCGGAUUCAGCAGACAACAUGCUGGCCAGUAUGAGGCAAUCCAAACAGCUGGAUCCGUUCGACUCGAGAGACGAAAAUGAGCCAAGUGUGUCAGGAAAUUUGCUGAAAACCCAGCGAUCAACGUCGAAACUUCCUGGGGUUGGCCCAUUGGAAAAGAAAAGCUCAGCGAGGAAGCUUACUGUGCCAAAAAGCCCCAAGUUCUCGGUCAUGUCAUGGCAAAAGAAGAACGAAGGUAGACCAAGAUAUACGUCAGGUAUGUUGCGUUAG
Molecule: messenger RNA, 2487 nt
Organism: Phytophthora nicotianae INRA-310
Lineage: Eukaryota; Oomycota; Peronosporomycetes; Peronosporales; Peronosporaceae
Product: CMGC/MAPK protein kinase
Exons: 3
Coding region: 1-2487 (828 amino acids)
Biological process (GO): protein phosphorylation; intracellular signal transduction
Cellular component (GO): nucleus; cytoplasm
Molecular function (GO): protein serine/threonine kinase activity; ATP binding
Source: RefSeq, a predicted model, not a curated record